CGUUUUGUUUGUGUGUGUGUUGAUGUCAUCGGCUGUGAGGAUGACAGGCAGGUCACAGUUGCCGCACUGCCCCGCCACCUCAAUCACCUCGGCCAUCUCGCCCCAUGGCCCCUCCUCCACCACACACGCAGCCGCCAGCAGAUCAUGUGUGCCGAACUGGUCGUCGUCGAACCGCAGCAGCUGCACUUGCUGCCGAUUCACCGCCCGCCGCAGCCCCGCCUGUGAGCCCAGCGAGUGGCGGAGCCGAUCUCUCAGCUGGGCCGCUCCGUGGAGCUCGCUGAUCCACGUGCAGGUGGCCCUCAGCCGCAGGAUGUCCUUGAUGCUGCUGAAGAGGUAGAAGGUGCGGCGGCCGACAAAGAUAUACGAGAAGGGGUGCUGCUGCUGAUGCUGCUGCUGCUGCUGCUGAUGCUGCUGCUGCUGCUGCUGCUGCUCUGGUUGCUGCAUCUGGGUAGCUAUGAUGUGCUCGACGACAGCCUGCAGAGAGCGACAGAGCCGACAGAGGACCGUGUGCAUCAAGCAUCCUGCUCAUUCAUCUGUGCGGCUCACCUCGUUCGAUGAUCAGAAUGACAGAUCACCAUGCAAAGAAGUGACUACCGCACCACCACCACUGGCAGAUGAGGAGGCCGCCAUCACUCCUCAACGCCACGCCUGCAGCGAUGGGCAAUGGCGAUGGACCGACAGACACAGAAAGAAAGAGAGAGAUGCCAACAGACAAGGACGGCGAACGAAUUGAGGCCAAUGGAUCAGUGAGCGCCUCAGUGAGUCAGUCAGUGAGUGGUCGGCCUCCCUCACCUCUGUUUGGCUGUCAGCUCAAUGGCCCGCCAUCUCACCGCAGCAGUCGACAGGGAUGACUGACUAGAGUGAUUCCUCUCGCCCUCUUGUCGGCCGAGUGCGUCACUCUCGCAAACGCACAGCUAUCUGUUACGGACCAACCGAAUAAGCUAAGCUGUGGUUGUCCAUCUGCGGGUCGUAUUCACCAUUCCUCAACACUAUCCGACAAGGAAC
Vitrella brassicaformis is the source of this 1005-nucleotide messenger RNA. NCBI's taxonomy places the organism in Eukaryota, Vitrellaceae. The record is from the annotation of a GenBank genome assembly.